This is a messenger RNA of Nicotiana tabacum (common tobacco), 2243 nucleotides long. The record is from RefSeq and is a predicted model, not a curated record. Lineage: Eukaryota; Viridiplantae; Streptophyta; Magnoliopsida; Solanales; Solanaceae.
UAUAUGUUUUUGGUAUUCAAAUGUUCUACUAAGCUUUUGCUAGAUUUUUCAUUCAUUAAUUAUCAGAAAAGUAUUACUAAAAGGUUUUAUGACUAAAAAGAUUUAAUCAAAUUUUCAAUGAAUUUUUUUCUUUUAAAGAUUUUUUCUAUCUCAAAAGGGUGGCUGACCAACCUGUCAUUUUCCAUUUCCCAUUUUGGAUUACAAUGGAAUAUUUAUCUUUUCAAGCUUAUUACUCAAGUUCUCUAACUAUGAAAAAUGAUUCUUUAUUUUUCUUAGGUUCUCUAAUUGUUGAGACAAGUCACAUGCUUAUCAUAAUAGGCUUUUACUCCUACAAAAAGUUGCUAGUAGUUGCUUGUCCAACUUUGGAUUCUUUUACUCUAUUUUCCUGUUUUGAGAAAUUGCUUUCACUAACAUGAUUCUCUCAUCUUGAGAAUUCAUGUCCUUUUUGUAUAAUUUAGAUGCCAAAAACAUUAAGUAAACGUAUGAAAAUGUUAGGUAUUCCUCGAGUCCCGUGCAAUUUGCAUGACAAAAAAAGAUGAUUUUUAUCUAAUAUACGAUAAAUAUGAUUCUAUUCUAUGAAAGGAAGAGAUGCCAAGCCCCUUAAGUGAUCAAAUUCUGAAUUUUUGUGAGUCUGAACUUUUUCCAGAAAUACAAAAUUCAGAAGUUGCUUCUAGUUCAAAUGGCUGCUGUUAUGAUGAACAAUCCUCUUAUAGUACAAAUCUUGAUCUAAACAAAUUCCAAAGCACUAGUGAAAAGAAUGAUGAAACUAUCACAACCUCGACCAAAGCAGCCACCAGCACAACCGAUAACAAUAGCAACAACAAGGAUGACAACAAUAACAAUAACAGUCUGUCGAAAAUAUUUGAUACUCAAGAGGAAAUUGAGAAUGACAUUACUACUUCUAUAGACUUCACACCAUCCACAAACUUCAAUAUCCCUGACCAUUUCCUUCAACAACAAGACGAACAAUUCGACGUUAAUACCCUUAACAAUCACCAUUACCCUGUCACAGAUGUUAUUUCUGGUCCCUUAUCUCAUCAGUAUCGUCAAGAUCAGCCUCCUAUCGUUCCGCUUAUGGGACCUCCAUUAGGCCAUCUAUACGCAGAGGAAUCGUUGUCCUCUAUUCCUCCUUACAUGCGCGUCGUUACUUCAUCUCCUUCUUGUUCACUUCUUGAUCCUAUUAUAGGAAAUUACAUUCAAGGAAAUCUUAACACUAUAAUCCCGUCUGAUGCUUCAGCUGUAUUUGCUGCUGCUGCUGCUAAUAGCGCUUUGUUCUAUGGAUCCCAAUUGCCAAAUCAAGAAUUGGAAUUUCAAGAAGGGAAUAGUAGAAUUUUUUGCCCUGAUGCCUUGUCAAGGAUCUAUAACUGUUCUAUUGAGCUUCAGGCAAUCAGCAAUGAGAGUCAGCAUUUGGUUAGUGCUGUUGGUUGUUCUAACCCUUUGGCUGCAGAAGUUACAACUUUUGAAGAUCCUUCCUAUAAUAAAACUGGCAGGUGCUCAGUUGAGGAUAGGAGGGAGAAGAUUCAUAGAUACAUGAAGAAACGAAAUGAGAGGAAUUUCAGCAAGAAAAUCAAGUAUGCAUGCAGAAAAACACUAGCAGACAGCAGGCCAAGAGUGAGGGGAAGAUUUGCAAGAAAUGAUGAAUUUGGGGAAGCUGCAAGUAAAGCAAAUUCUUAUGGAAAUCAUGAAGAGGAGACAAGUGAUCAAGAUGUAAAGUUCAAUAGUAUUAUAUAUCAAGAUCCAAAUAUGGUUGCUGCUUCUACUCAUGAGAAUAAUGUUACUCACAAUGGUCGGAUUUUCAACUCCAAUAUUUGUCACAUAUCAACUGGUCCCUAUGAUAUGUAUACACCUCUCUAUUGUACAGAUGGUCAACUGCACUAGAGUUUUAUACAUCCCUGCAAUAUUUGCUGCUAUAACUCCUCUUCUGCACAUAACAGUUGCAAUACUGCAUAUGGAGGUGAAAGAAGAAGAGGUGAAAUCGUUGUGUAUAGUUCAACAUAAUAUUGGUGUGAAUACCUUCAAAAUCAACUAUUGCAUCCAGCUGCCAUCUUUAUUUUUAUAUGUUCUUGCAACUCUAUAUAUAUACAAUUUUGCAGGACUAUAUUUUCAAUAGGAUAUAUUAAUUAGUUGUGAACUAAAAUAGAAAAUAAAAGAAUAAUUUGUAAUAAUCUACUAAAUGUCCUGUAGUCAGGGCAUGUAAAUUUUGUAAAUGUUGUGCUAUUGUAAGUCAUACCUUUUGUUUUGUA